GCCGCCCCCGCCCCCGCCGCGACCCCCGACACCCUUCAUGCGCUUCCCUUGCCCCGGGCGCGCCGGGCCUGGAACAGGACUGCCACUGUUGAGUCUGUGGGAAUAUGAAUCAGCAGCAGCAGAGAAUGGCUGCAGUUGGGACAGACAAAGAGCUCAGUGACCUGCUGGACUUCAGUAUGAUGUUUCCCUUGCCAGUGGCUAAUGGAAAAAACAGACCCGCGACCCUUGCGAGCACUCAGUUUGGAGGAUCAGGCUUGGAUGAAAGACCAGGAUCAGGUUCCUGGGGAACGGCAGAUCAAAACAGCUCCACGUUUGACCAAGGAAGGCAGAGCUAUGGUGAAGGCCCUCACUACGGUGAGCACCGGGACCUGCCAUCCCACAACAGCAUCUCCUCGUCACCAUUCCUGGGAGCUGGACUUGUGGGGAAGAGCAGUGAAAGAGCUUCAUACUCCACAUUUGGAAGAGACACAGGGAUGCCAGGACUAAACCAGCCCGGUUUCCUGCCAGGCGAGAUGGGAAUCGCCAGCCCGAGCACGCUUUCCCCCACGGGGGGCAAAGGGGGGUCUCAGUAUUUUUCUUACCCCAACAAUCCUCGCAGGAGAGGUGCUGAGAGCAGCAUAGAUGGACAGCCCAAAAAGGUUCGGAAGGUGCCUCCUGGACUCCCCUCCUCGGUGUAUCCAUCCAACUCAGGUGAUGACUACAGCAGGGAUGCAGCUGGAUAUACUCCCUCGAAACCUCCCAGCACUGUGUAUCCUGGAGCCUUUUAUAUGACAGACGGACUCCAUAACUCAGCAGACCUGUGGAGUUCCCCAGGUGCCAUGAGCCAGUCAAGUUACGGUGCCAUGCUGGGCAGUUCCUCGUCCCCGCUCCCGCAGUCCAGUGGCUUCAACAGUUUGCAUCAGCACGAACGCAUGAACUACCAGCUGCAUACAGGAGAGGUGAACGGUGGACUCCCCUCUGUGUCCGGCUUCUCCUCAGCCUCCACGGCGUACGGAGUGUCCAGUCACACCCCCCCGAUCAGCGGCACAGACAGCAUCAUGGGUAACAGAGGAACCACAGCUGGGAGCUCUGGAGAUGCACUUGGGAAGGCUCUGGCCUCGAUUUACUCCCCUGACCACUCUAGCAAUAACUUCUCGUCCAACCCCUCCACCCCCGUCGGGUCCCCACAGGGCCUUGCAGGCUCAUCGCAGUGGCCGCGGGCGGGUGGAGCGGGUGCCUUAUCUCCCAGCUACGAAGGGAGCCUCCACACUUUGCAAAACAAAAUGGAAGACAGGUUGGAUGAAGCCAUCCACGUGCUGAGGAACCAUGCCGUGGGCCAGACCUCUGCCAUGUCCAGCAACCACGGAGACAUGCACGGGCUGCUGGGCUCAGCACCACCACACAGUGCCGCCGUGGGCAGCCUGGGCCAGGCCUUCCCUGCCUCAGUCAUGGCCCUGGGGAACAGGCACCCGAGUCUGGUGGGAGGAGGCCACCCUGAAGAUGGUUUGUCCAGCAACCCCAGCUUGCUCCACAACCAUGUCACACUUCCAUCACAGCCCAGCUCACUCCCAGACCUCAGCAGGCAGCAGGACACGUACAGUGGCCUGUCUGGGGGGCUGGGCCGGAGCAGCGUCUCCUCAGGAACGAGCGAAAUAAAGAGGGAAGAGAAGGAGGAUGAAGAGAACACGUCAGUGGCAGAUAACUCAGAAGAGGAGAAGAAGGAGCUGAAACCCUCCCGGAACAGAACAAGGUGCUCUUUGAACAGCAGUACAGACGAGGCCUUGUCACUGGAGGACAAAGAUCUGAGGGACCGGGAGAGGAGAAUGGCCAAUAACGCCAGGGAAAGGGUGCGUGUGCGGGACAUUAACGAGGCCUUUAAAGAACUGGGACGCAUGUGCCAGAUGCACUUAAAAACGGACAAAGCACAGACCAAACUGAUCAUCCUACAGCAAGCGGUGCAGGUCAUUCUGGGCCUGGAGCAGCAAGUACGAGAGCGCAAUCUGAACCCAAAAGCGGCCUGCUUGAAGCGUCGGGAAGAGGAGAAAGUGUCCGGAGUGGUAGGAGACCCCCAGAUGACACUGUCAGCUUCACAUCCUGGUCUAGGAGAUGGUCACAACCCUGUUGGACACAUGUAAAGAUCUUUUUGUUCCUCUGGGUAUGGAGAUCUGUAGGAAGAAAACCCUUGGCGUGACCUGCAACCCUGUUGAACCACAAACUGUAGUACUGCUCAUACUGACACAUGCAGACGGAUCCUGGUGUGACGUAAGGGGUGGGAAAAAAAAAACACUUUGUCAGAAACAAAACGGAAACAAAAAAUUGCCUUAAGUAUAAAGUGCAGAACAGUCAAUACAUAUCACUCAGUUAGGAGGGGGUGGCGUGUUCUCUUGGCUUGUUCACAAGCAGCCAGCAGCAAAAUUGUGCCUAAGCUUGAUAUUUCUUUUUUAAAAAAAAAGAACAUUAGUUAUGAGAUUUUUUAUGUAGAACAAAUAGCAAUGCCUUUUGGUUUUUUUUAGCUUCUUUUGCAUAUGUUUUGUAAGCAACGAAAAAUUUUUUUUUUGUAUAAAAACAUGUCUUGUACCCUCCGCUUUUCUGCUGCUGUUUCUAUAGUUAACGUUGCAUCUUUAGGAUCAACCAGAAUAUUAAAAUUGUAUUAAGAGAGACUGGAUAUAAAGAGAGGAAUUCUCAGAUUCGGCUCAGAAAGCCACUAAAAGCGAAUGUAGCCACAGUGAGGGAAUGUUCUUCCUUGCCUGGCUUGUACCUUCCAUGACAAAAAACAAACAAACUCAUGUGCUGAAUUCACCAUCUCUUUGCUUCGGCCACUUCUGAUUUGGGAAAAGGAAGUUGAACAGCAAAGCAAGUGGCAGCAGUGCUCCCGCUCCCCCCGGCGGUGGGUGACUGAGGUGACUCGCAAGGUUUGCUUUGUUCCCGGAGAUCCCGAGGGGAGGACAAGCUGCUGAGAGAGAGCAGCCCCGGGUGGAGGAGAACCAAGGGACUGAGGUGCUUCCAGGUGAGCAGAGCAGCAAGGGAUGCACGAGAGGAGCGCCUCUUCCCAGAGCUAUGGAGGCACUUCCAGGAGCAGCACUGAACAAAGACCAACUGAACAAAGCUGGAGCACAGGCAAGAGGCAGAGGCAGCCAGAGCACAGCAGCAGCAGUGGAUACAAGGCCAGGAAGCCGGGCAGCAGCAGACCUGAGGAUGCUGGAGCAGGAAGGGAGCAGGGACCUGGCUCACUCCAGCCUCGGCAAAGCCAUGACCAGCAGCAGGAUCCCCUCCUGCAGUGGAGCUGCUGCCAUCGGAAAUGCCAAGUGCUGGCUCGGAGAGAGGGGUGGCUUCACUGCCUGCUGUCACCUGCUGUCACAUCUCCCAGGCAUCCUUGGAGGCAAACUGAGCUCAGCACUGUGCCAAGGGCUUUGAGCGGGCACCAUCACCUGCACGUGGGCUCCUCUCUUAGCACUGGGAAGGAGGGCAGCAGGAGUGCCUGUCCUGUACCGUGUGCUCCAGCAGCCAACCUGGGCCAGCCAACCCUUCACUCCAAGGGAUUCCCAGUCACUCCAGACCACUCUGGAGUGCUCAGCAGGAGAAGGAUCCUUGGCAGCCCCUCUGGGUGCCGCGGAGGUGUGUGGAGCAAAGAGGUGCUGGGCAGUGCUGAGCUGCAGCAGCUGGUCUGGUGAUGGCCAUAGAAAAACAUCCACCAGGAAUUUACUCUUGUUUCUUCCUUCUCCUUCCUCUUCUGAAACAUUUUGUGCCUGGUUCUUCCCAGCUCUGCAGAGCCCCCAGUCAGGAAGGAUGGUGUAUGGGACGUGGGUGCUGGUCUGGGGGGAUGUGGUGCUGUAACCCCUUUCCCCUGCAGGGUCCAUCUCUCCCCUGUGCUGCUCCAGCCUGGGCUCCUGGGGAAGCUCUGUUGCUUUGGCACAGGGAAAGGGAAGGACUGGCAAACAGGAUUAGGUCCUGUGGUACUUCCCAGCAACCCCAGGCUUUGGCAUAGCCUGGUGCUCCUCCAUGCUCAUGGCUGUGCUCUGUGCUUUGGCAAACCCUGCUACAAGUGCUUAUCUCCCACCCACACCUGGGCACUGUGGCUUCAGCCCCUGUGGCAGCUCCAAGCUGAGCCACUCCAAGUGCCAGGGCAGGCUGGGACUGUCCCUGCUGCUCCUGGCCCUGCCCUGGGGCUCCCCAACAUCCAGCCAUCACUCUGAAGCUUUUUGGUGCUCCUGGCAUUCCCCAGCUUGCUGCUCCCACCAUUCCUUCUGUAUGGUGAAACCUCAGCAGCCCCAGCUCUGUCCCUGGGAAGGCCAGGAAAGCUCAGUGGUUCCAGUAACCCAGGUUCUUCUUGCCUGUGUCAACAGACACAUUUUAGCCUCAUCAGCUCGUCAGGUUAUGCUUCCCUCUCUUGGGUUCUUCUGGCUGCUGAAGCAGUGGGCAGAGAAAUGGAUGAGGUUUUCCUCCAUGUGUGACAACCUUGACUCCCAUUCAUGCUUUAGAGUGCAAAUUGGAGGGCUCAGCACUGCUUUUUGUUUCCUCCAUGAGAAUUCCUGCUCCAUUGGUGGGACAGUGCUGGGGCUGCAAAGUACCCACUGCUCAGGGGUUUGGCUGGCUCAGCGCCCCUGUCCCAGGAGAGAUGGAGCAGUGUCCCAGCCCUGGAAAGCUUGAAACCCUAUUAAAAAAUACUUAAAAGUGGUUCACAAACCCUUUGAUUUUGCCCCACAAAUUGGAGGUGGCAGUCAUGGACAAUUGGACUUAAAUAGACUAAUCAAGAAAAUUCCAUAAAUUCAACAAAAUUGGAAAUCUGAGAAGAUUUAUGAGUUGUUCACAAAUUUGCUGAACUUCUUCAUCUCCUCUGAGUCCUGCAGCCAGGGAGGAAUCCCAGUAAGCCAGAGCCUUUCUCACAGUGCCUGAAUCCCCAGGCAUUGCAACAAAAAUGGGGCUUUUUCAGCUGCAUUUAGGUGGUUUAAGUGGUUACUCUGACAGCAAAUCCAGCCAACUUCCUUCUGUGGCAAGGCUUGGGUGAAGGUCCUUGAGCACAGGCCCUCAGAGCCAGGGUUUGGAAAGAUCAUUUCAAAAGCACAAUGUAAGGGGGGGUCAGUGGUCUCCCUGAAGCUGCCUCGAUGGCACAGGGUGACAGCUUUGUGUGCCAGCCCAAUGUGGCAUCUCUGCUUUCCAGGUGCUCAGGGAACAAUUGAGAAGAGCAGCAAGAAAAAAUUCUUAUGUCUUGUUCAGUGUGAACAUGGUGCCUGCAACCAGCCAGGGGAAGUGGCUUUUCUAAAAACAAUCACUGCCAGGUGCUGUCCCCAAAAUACCACCAGCCCAGCCCUGAAAUGUCACCCUGUAGCAAUGAAACUUUUGUCUUUAGGUGUUGUGGUGAGUGAGGGCCAGCUCUGCACCCUCCCCAGCCUACAGCUCUUCUCCAUUCCACUUGGGAUCUUACAGAUCCCCAGACCUGCUCCUCUGCCUGUCUGCAUGUCCCCACAGCAGUGGUGCUGCCAGGACAGGUGUCACACGUGGGUGACAUGCUGUACAGUGCCAUUUAUUCCAUUUUCUCCUUCCUCUCUCAGCCUUUGCUUGCGUGGCCGCUCCUGGGGACACGUGCCCUCCUCUGAGGCCACUGAGCCCCCCCAAAGCUUCCUUCAUCAGAUGGGGCUGCCUUCCCUUCUGUGCAGUUUCUUGUUCCUCUUUCCCCAGGCUGCAUCCCAGUGAAGCAGCAGAACUGGGACACUGCCAUGGGACAUUUCUUGUGUCCCCAGCCCAGGGGCCUCUCUUGCCCCACUCAGCCAGCCCCUGCCUCCCUGCUCACGAGCUGUGCAUGCCACAAUACUGGGGAGUAGCUGGAAUCCAGUCUAUGAACAGUAAAAUUGCAGAUUUUUUUUUCUCCUUUUUCAAAGCAGCUGCAGCUUCCCAUGGGUUGGUGCUCAGGCAGUAGAGGCAGCUCCUGCUCUCAGCCCCAGGGAGCAGAAUUCCAGCUGUUUGGCAUUCACCCCUGCCCAUGACCCCCUACUCACAGCCCCAGCCAGCAUCUUGGGGCUCUCUGCUCCCCUGCUGUCCCAGCUAUCCCAUAGAGGUGUGUUGGCAGGAAAGAUGGAAUCAAGCUGUCAUUUCCUCAGGAGGCUGCAAUUCCAGAGUCAGUGCAGAAACUGCUCUCCAAGGUCCUUUGUGUCUCACCAGUGCCCCCACUGAAUCCAGCAGAGCCUUUGGGCCCUUGCUGGGUGGUUCCAGUUGUGGGAGCUGGAGAAACAGGAGGCUUUGGAAACCCCCAGUCUCCUGCACCCCCUAAGCUUUGCUGCCAACUUUGGGGCCUGUGGAACCCAAGUUCCUCUUGCAGGCCCUGCUGUGCUAUAGUGGGGAGCCUGGGCCUGCUCCAUUUCCAUCCCUGAGCUUUGGGAGGUGGAGCAAAGCUGGGGAUGGAGCUGGGCCAGGACAAGCUUCAGCCCCCACCUGCAGUGCUGGCUAACCCAGAGCAAGCCCUGGCCACUUGACUCCCGCAUUCCUGCUCAACACCAGCAAUAGCAAGGCCUGUUUUUAGUACCCUGAGCUUGCACAAGGUCUUUGCCCUGUUAAAAAUCCUAUGCAAAUCUUAUCCCUCUCCCCUGUCCCAGGACUCUGCAGAUCCCAGCCUAGCCCAUUCUCUCUGCUCUUGUCCAUGAUUGCUCCUGAGUUCCUGCUCCCUGCUGCCCCCAGGGUCCGGAUUCAUUCCUGGCAGCUCCAGAAGCAUUUGAGACUUGUGCCCUGGAGCUGGGAGGGGGCAGGUGAGUCUGUGGGAACAUCCAGCCACACUGAGCACUGAACUGGAGGGGGCAAGGCCUGCUCCUGGGGCUCCUCCACACACCCUUCACUCUCCUGUGCCUUCAGCUUGAUGCUGGUGGGCACUGCCAGCAUCCUUCAUCCCCCAGCCCCCUGAGAGGAGAAGCUCUGUUCCACCUUGUGCUGCCCAGACUGCCCUGUUCUAACACCCGAGCCUCAGGCUCGGCUGGGGCUGCUCUUCCUUCAGCCACUCCAAGCCUGAGGGGUGUUCCCCUUCCUCCCAGUGCCCAUUGACUGGGCUGCAGGCAGGAGGAUUUGGGGGUGGGUGCUGCCAGUGUCCCACAGCACAGCUGCCUCUCCCUGCCCUGGAGCAGGUGUCAGGGGACCUGGUGCUCUGUACUUUGAUUUCCAGGACAAUUCAGCCCUUCUGGGGAGCCAGCACUGCUGUGCCUUGGCCUGCAGGACUCCCACGGGGAGGUGGGCUCUGGUUAGGAGGGUGGUGCAGGCUCCACGUCACCUUCUGCCAAACCUUGUGUGUCUAUCUUCAGCCAGCUCAGGGCCAAGGGCAGUCCUCUCAUGGGUCUCCACACUGGUAUCUCUGUUCCCCUGGUUUUGUACCCCUGCUGCUCCUCAGGGCUCUCCAUUCCCAUCCUGGCCCAGCCCAGCCCAUGCCGUGGUGGAGGGCGAGGCUGUAACACACCCUGGGACAUCUCAGCUGCAGCACCAGCUCGGGAUUGCAGAGGAUUUCUGCUUCCAGCCGGGGUGUGCUGCUUCCAGCCGGGGUGUGCUGCUACCGAGGCCUUUUGCCAGAGCAUCCCCGUGCCCUGCAUCCCCGGGCUGUGGCGGGCUGGAGCUCCAGGACACCGCAGGUCCCCCUUCCCAGGGCCACGUCUUCCCAAAUGACUCAAACCCAGCAGCUUUUGAGCAAACCUUGUAACGUGGAGCCACUCGAGGGAAGGAGCCGUGGGAAGCCACGCACCAGGCACUGCUCACGUGCCAGGAGAGGGGAAAGAGGCGCCUGGUGAGGCAGGACAGGGAGGAUCCCAACCCCACGGUGGGAAUGACCUGCUGGGUGCCCAGGGCUCUUGCUCUCUGGGGAAACAAAGCAUUCCUGGGAUGUUCUUUAUAUUUUUGUAGGAUUGGGGGUGGGAGAGCAGAUGGAAGAUGCCUGCGGAAGUUGUUUAUUUUUAACCCUGUAGAAAGUUUUGGGUUGUUUUUGGUUUUUGGCCUUUAAAAUAAAAAAUGGUCCUUGCUUUUGAUGUUUAUGCUGCCUACCUGUAAAUCCAGAUGUACUUAAGUGGCUGAAAUCCUUGUUCUUAAAUCAGAUACACAUUAUAGUUUUGAACUAUAUAUAUAGUAAAUAUAUAUAUAUAUAUGCCUAACCCAGCAAAAAAAAAAAAAAAAUAAAGUAUUUGGGGGUGGGAAAUGCGUUGCUCUUUGAAAUGAAUCACAAUUGGGGGAUGAAAUUGUGUUUCUGAGUGCCUCAAGAUAUGAAUUGUUUUCAUUUUUUUAAAUAAUUUUAUACAAGUGUCAAAACAGCUGGCUGGAUUAUUUGGAAUUUUUAAAUAAUCCUAACUUUUUUAAAGUAGAUUUUGAGAACUGUCCUGUAUAUAACAGUAAUGUAGCAAUAAAUGUGACAUUUUAUAACAAUA
This is a messenger RNA of Catharus ustulatus (Swainson's thrush), 8363 nucleotides long. It is a transcript of the gene TCF3, whose product is annotated as transcription factor 3. The record is from RefSeq and is a predicted model, not a curated record. The coding region runs from base 105 to 2114 and encodes 669 amino acids. Gene Ontology annotation, cellular component: transcription regulator complex. The transcript has 20 exons. Gene Ontology annotation, biological process: regulation of transcription by RNA polymerase II. Gene Ontology annotation, molecular function: protein dimerization activity; DNA-binding transcription factor activity, RNA polymerase II-specific; RNA polymerase II cis-regulatory region sequence-specific DNA binding. Lineage: Eukaryota; Metazoa; Chordata; Aves; Passeriformes; Turdidae.